ACCGCCGUUUGCUCCGGAAAUACUUGUGCGUUGUUGUUGUGAAUGGUGAGCAUGGACACCUAUGCGCCAAAACAUUCCAACAAAAGGUUGCUGCUGUAGCUUUUCCCCAGCAUGAACUUUGAAGGUCUCGAUGCAGGGAUGGGGGAAUUCCCACCAAACCUUCACGGGACUCUUGACGCGGGACUGGAGCCUUCCAUGGACCCUCACCUAAACCCCAGUUUACUCCAGGGUGUGGAGCUGGAAGCGGAGGGCCUCACCAUGACGGUUCCCGAGCCUGUGCACAUGAUGGAGGGAAUUUUCUCUGAGCUCCACAGUGUUGUGUCAGAAGUGGGCAUCCCAGUCACUGCAACACAUUUUGAUAACCAGGAAGAAAUGCUCUGGAUGGGAAACCACAGAGGUCAUGUAACAUCGUUCUUUGGGCCUACAAUGGGACGUUAUUCAUCUUUCCAAGUGCACGCUGCAGAUGACAUCCGGCACAUACAGAGUUUGGAAACAGGAGUGCUCUUCCUUUCCAAAUCCAACCUCAAAUGCUACACGCGUGGCGGCCUGUUUAUGUUUGAUUAUCCAAUGGAGGAGGGAGCGGACAUGCAUAGUCUCCUCAUGACCGGCAACAACACGCUCCUCAUGGGUGGGCUGCAAAACUAUGUUGCUGAAGUUGACUUGAAUACGGUUCAAGAAACUCAAAAGUUCACCGUGGACAUACCCGGAGUGGCCAUAAUGCGGCAAAGCAAUCGUUUCUUCUUCUGCGGCCACACUUCUGGCAAAGUAACCCUUCGUGACCUUCGCACUUUCAAGAUGGAACACGAGUUUGAUGCGUUCUCCGGAAGCCUGUCAGACUUUGACGUUCACGGGAACCUUCUGGCGGCAUGUGGGUUCUCCAGCCGUGGAUUGAACGGGUUAUCUUGCGACCGUUUCCUCAUGGUCUACGACCUUCGGAUGAUGCGGGCUGUUACUCCGCUUCAAGUUCACGUGGAUCCCCUUUUCCUGCGCUUUAUCCCCACUUACACUUCACGUCUUGUGAUCAUCUCACAGACAGGUCAGUGUCAGUUCUGUGAGCCCACUGGACUUGCUAAUGUGGCGGAUAUAUUUCACGUCAAUACUGUCGGCCAGCUGCUCAUGAGUUUUGACGUAUCGUCCAGCAAACAAGCCUUAGGCUUUGGGGAUUCAGGGGGCUGUGUGCAUCUAUGGACCGAUGUUCCAGAGGUGUCUUUCAACGACUACUCUCGGGAGACGGAGUUUGCUCUGCCCUGCCUGGUGGACACACUGCCCCAGCUGGACUGGAAUCACGACCUACUGCCCCUCUCCCUCAUCCCGUUACCCCUGACCAGCACUGAGCCGCUACUGUCGGACUGGCCCACAUCUCUGGCUGCACCACGUCCCAGGCGAGCUCCCCCUGUGGACCCGGAAAUCCUGCGAACUAUGAAAACCGUCGGGUUCAUCGGUUAUGCAGCAAAUCCUCGGACACGUCUUCGGAACCAGGUUCCCUAUAAGAUUAAGGAUGCAGAGCUUGAUUACGAUAAUUACAAGCAGGUCCCCGAGUCACCAAUUGGGCGCGACGAGGAGCCACACCUCUGCAUGGUUUUGAAGAAGUACAGAAAGGUCACAAUUAAAUAUUCCAAACUUGGACUGGAGGACUUUGAUUUCAAACAUUACAACAAAACCUUAUUUGCUGGCCUUGAGCCUCACAUUCCCAAUGCAUACUGUAACUGCAUGAUUCAGGUGUUAUAUUUUCUGGAGCCAAUCCGGUGUCUAGUGCAGAAUCAUUUAUGCCAAAAGGAGUUUUGUUUGGCCUGUGAGCUUGGCUUUCUCUUCCAUAUGUUAGAUUUGUCUCGAGGAAACCCUUGUCAGGCUAGUAACUUUCUCCGAGCGUUUCGCACCAUCCCUGAAGCCUCAGCUCUGGGUCUGAUCCUCUCGGACUCCGAUGAGCAAACGGGCAAAGCCAAACUGGGUCGCCUCAUCCAGAGCUGGAAUCGCUUCAUACUCACCCAGCUCCACCAGGAGACGCAGGAGCAGGAGGGUCCACAGGCCUACCGGGGAGCUAGCAGCAGCUCUUUGGGCUCCUCCGUGGAAUCCGUCAUUGGAAAGCUGUUCGGCUGUGAGGUGGAGAACAGCAGUUUGUGCCGCUGUGCAAAGGAAACGGUCCGCUCAUCCCUCACGCUGCUCUUUACCAUGCACUACCCUGAACAGAACUCUCAGGAAAAAGUGAUAAAGGAGCAUGACUUUGCUGAAAUCCUGAAGAAGAGCAUCUGUCUGGAGCAGAGCACUCAGGCGUGGUGUGAGAACUGUGAGAAGUAUCAGCCUACGGUGCAAACACGCAACAUCAGAUGUUUGCCAGACGUUCUGGUCAUCAAUUGUGAGGUGAACAGCGCUAAAGAAGCUGAAUUUUGGAAGGUUCAGGCAGAGUAUGCAUUCAAUAAGGCCAUGCAGAAAGAGGCAAAGGAUACUUCAAAACUUGAUGAAGCUCCUCCACCCAUGCCCAGCGAGUGGUGUUUGGAUGGGGAGGAAUUAUGCAGCAUGGAGGGCUUGACGAUUGACACCCGGGCAGAGGAUCUGCGGCAUGUUUGGAUCCCCCUAACGCUAAAGAUGUCCAUUAGCAAGAGUCAGGGUCUGGAGAUCAGCAGCUGUUCUGAGGGAGACGAGUUAAGUGCUACUGAAGAGGAGGAGGGCGCCUCUCUGUAUGACCUGGUGGUCACAGUGCCUCACAUUCAGGAUGGACGUACAGGAGGAAACCUGGUUGCGCAUAUCAAAGUUGGUGAGACUUACCAUCAAAGAAAAGAGGGAGUCACACAUCAGCAGUGGUACCUCUUCAACGAUUUCUUAAUUGAGCCCAUUGACAAGACUGAAGUUGCACAGUUUGAUGUGAGCUGGAAGGUCCCUGCCAUCCUGUAUUACGCCAAGAGGAACUAUCACACCAAAUACGACCUCCGCAUUAAAAAUCCUAUAGAUGCCAGCGUGCUGCUGACCGAGGCCUCUCUGGCUCGGAAGCAGAGGAAGAGUCACGCCACCUUCAUCCCUCUUAUGGUCAGUGAGAUGCCCCAGGCGGGUGACCUGGUGGGGCUGGACGCAGAGUUUGUAACUCUUAAUCAGGAGGAGGCAGAGCUGCGCAGCGACGGCACCAAGUCCACCAUUAAACCCAGUCAGAUGUCUGUGGCCAGGAUCACAUGUGUGAGGGGCCAGGGGGCCAACGAGGGAAUUCCCUUCAUUGAUGACUACAUUUCCACUCAAGAGCAGGUUGUUGACUACUUAACACAGUAUUCUGGCAUCAAACCAGGAGACCUGGAUGCUAAAAUCUCCUCAAAGCAUCUGACCACACUGAAGUCCACCUACCUGAAGCUGCGCUUCCUCAUCGACACAGGGGUUCGCUUCGUCGGCCAUGGCUUACAGAAAGACUUUCGGGUCAUUAAUUUAUUGGUUCCAAAAGACCAAGUUGUCGACACCGUCUACUUGUUUCAUCUGCCCCGCAAGAGGAUGAUUUCUCUGAGAUUCCUGGCUUGGUAUUUUCUGGAUCUCAACAUCCAGGGAGAAACCCAUGACAGCAUAGAGGACGCUCGCACUGCUCUGCAGCUUUACAAGAAGUACCUGGAACUGAGCCAUGGAGCCGGGAAAGAUGAAAUGAGAAAGGUCCUGAAGGGACUGUAUGAAAAAGGCAGACAGCUUGACUGGAAAGUACCAGAAUCGGACGCGGGAGACGGUCAAGGCGCUGCUGUGUUUCCCUCUGUGAUGGGCCUGUGAGGCGGCCCGAGAUCCGCCGUCACUCUGGAUCCAUUCCCACUCACUCCUCUUUAAUUCACUCUUCUGGUUUAUACUUAUUUACAUAAUUUUCAUGGAUGUCUGGAAUUUACAGCCUAGCCCCCCCCCCCCGACGACUCCAUCACCAACAAACCAAUUCUUGUCAUCCACACUUCUCCUCUCUUAAAGAUUUUAAGUUUAAAGAUUUUGUAUUUUAUGGUUUUGUAUUUUUUACUUGUGGGCUUUUUGAUGCUUAUAAAUAAAGGGCAGCAUGACUGUUGUAAAAUGGUGUUUGAUAUGAGAGAAGUGAGUAUGAAGUAUAAAGCAGAUUCAUUACU
Molecule: messenger RNA, 4067 nt
Organism: Oryzias latipes (Japanese medaka)
Lineage: Eukaryota; Metazoa; Chordata; Actinopteri; Beloniformes; Adrianichthyidae
Gene: pan2
Product: poly(A) specific ribonuclease subunit PAN2
Biological process (GO): mRNA processing; nuclear-transcribed mRNA poly(A) tail shortening
Cellular component (GO): P-body; PAN complex
Molecular function (GO): poly(A)-specific ribonuclease activity; protein binding; nucleic acid binding
Source: RefSeq, a predicted model, not a curated record